AACGGGAACGGAGGCGAUGAGAAACCCAACGAAUACAGGAGACCUGAAAUGCACGAAAUUGGAGUCUCACUCUUCAAACGAAGAAUUAAGAAUCUCCAUUAAUUUGGUCUCUCUCAAUCUCCCCAAAUCAAAGGAAAAUUUGAACUCUGUAUUGCAGCAAAUAUGUUCUGAUCAAAGGUUCAACUACCCUUUUGACUGAGGAAGUUGGAAUUUGAGGUUUUGCUAUGGAGGCCGACAGGCUAAAUUCUCCCAGUACAUUUACCAUGACCAUGGAAGUAUUGGGUCAUGAAUUGCGAUUCUAUCAGGAUCCGAAUUCAAAACAUUUAGGAACAACAGUGUGGGAUGCUUCACUGGUAUUUGUCAAGUUUCUGGAGAAGAAUUGCCGAAGAGGAAAAUUUAGCCCUUCUAAACUUAAAGGAAAGCGUGUCAUCGAACUUGGAGCUGGUUGUGGGCUGGCUGGGUUUGGCAUGGCAUUGCUUGGAUGUGAUGUAGUUGCUACAGACCAAAGGGAUGUUUUGCCUAUACUAGCGAGAAAUAUAGAACGUAAUACACCAAGCUUAGCACAAAUGAACCCUUCAGAUUCAUUUGGUUCAAUUAGAGCAGCAGAAUUAGACUGGGGGAAUGAAUAUCAUAUCAUGGCUGUAGGUCCACCAUUUGACUUUAUUAUCGGCACUGACGUCGUUUAUGCAGAACAUCUAUUGGAACCACUUUUAAAGACAAUACAUGCAUUAUCAGGUCCCAAAACUACUAUUAUGUUGGGGUAUGAGAUUCGUUCGACAAACGUUCAUGAGCAAAUGCUUGAGAUGUGGAAAAAGAACUUUGAGGUGAAAACUGUAUCACAAUCAAAGAUGGACUCCCAGUAUCAGCAUCCCAGCAUUCAGCUCUACAUUAUGGGGCUAAAGUCUGCAGCUGGAAAUGCAGAGAACACUCGAGACAAUAUACAACAGGAAAUUGACACGGUUUGUUCAAGACAGGAGAAUGACAAAAAGGAUGUAAGUUACGACGAAAAGGAAAUCCAGGAGGCAGAGGAGCCAGUUAGAGGAGACGAGGAUAAGAAACUGGGCAACUGGGAAACUAGAAGAAUGGGCUCUAUGGCUGCUCGGCUUCUGCAAGAUGUAAAAAUUGCUUGACCCUUUCUUUCGGAGAUAUCUUUUGCUGUAUUCAUACUUGAACAAAUAGGUUAAAUUCAUAUUAAUAUAAUAUCUUGUGAUCGUAAUGAUGUUUGCUUAUGAAACAGUUAAUGGCUUUCCUUCAAGUUUAGGUGGAAUGCCACAAAUCUUGUUGCAAAAGCAGAUGUAUACAACUCUGUUCAGUUUGUAUUGGAACAGUUUUUAUGUUGAAAUUUCAAUGAAAUGAAAACGAAGUUCCAUAACA
Molecule: messenger RNA, 1374 nt
Organism: Benincasa hispida (wax gourd)
Lineage: Eukaryota; Viridiplantae; Streptophyta; Magnoliopsida; Cucurbitales; Cucurbitaceae
Product: S-adenosyl-L-methionine-dependent methyltransferases superfamily protein
Source: RefSeq, a predicted model, not a curated record